This is a messenger RNA of Malassezia globosa CBS 7966, 1908 nucleotides long. RefSeq lists its product as uncharacterized. The coding region runs from base 1 to 1908 and encodes 635 amino acids. Gene Ontology annotation, molecular function: metallocarboxypeptidase activity. Gene Ontology annotation, cellular component: fungal-type vacuole lumen. The transcript has a single exon. The record is from RefSeq and is a predicted model, not a curated record. NCBI's taxonomy places the organism in Eukaryota, Fungi, Basidiomycota, Malasseziomycetes, Malasseziales, Malasseziaceae.
AUGACCAAAGGAGCAAUGGGACUACCGGUCCAUACGCUACAGCCUGAUGAUCGAGUUCGAAUCUUCCCAAGACUCCUUUGCUUGCUCUUAGCAUGCAUCGCAGGUCUCUGGAUAUCGACUGGUAGAUUUUACACUGUCGAGUCGGAGUCCCUCUCUUCGAUGGAACGUAUUUGCCCUCAGCAACCCGCAUAUGAUCCAACAGAGGCUCUUCAGAAGCUAACGAUUCGGCCUCCAUCCGUCCUGCAUUCUGUCAAGCUCUUGAGUGAGGCUGUACAGCUCUCUACUGAGGCCAUGGAUGAGAUUUUGUCAGAUGAUGAAGAGUUGGAGUCAGUGACAAGGAACUCUACGUUCUCGCCAUUUUCUGACUGGAUUGAAAAGUCUUUUCCUUUCAUUCAUGCUCCCGACUCACCUGUGAGACGAGAGUUUGUGAACAAGCACGGUCUCUUAUACACAUGGGAAGGCACCGAUCCCUCGCUCAAACCCGUGGUUCUCAUGGCGCAUCAAGACACGGUACCAGUUAACAUAUAUACGCGCGAUCGAUGGAUCCAUCCGCCAUUUUCGGGAUAUAUUGAUCUAGAAAAUCAGACUGUGUGGGGCCGAGGUUCUCUUGACUGCAAGCUUUGGCUGGUGGCAUCGCUCUCAGCCGUCGAAACACUCGUCCAAGCUCACUUCCAACCAAAGCGCACGAUCAUCUUAAGCUAUGGGUUUGAUGAAGAAACGGACGGAAAAUAUGGCGCAGCGCAUCUAGCGUCGACUCUGUUCCAUCGUUACGGUCCGAAUAGUGUGGCUAUGAUCGUCGACGAGGGUUCACCUGUUCUUUCAGCCAUUGACCCUGGCAGCUUUGGCUUGCCUGUCGCAGGGCCUGCCGUGGCCGAGCGUGGUGAAUUGUCCAUGCGGAUUACUGUGCAUGCUCGUGGUGGUCAUUCGUCUAUGCCUCCUCCUCACACGGGCAUCGGCAUUUUGGCUCUAAUUAUUGCGAAGCUAGAGGCGAAUCCAUUCCCCGAUGUGCUUGGAGAGGAAUCGCGAGCAUCGGUCCUCCAGCUGCAGUGUCUCCGCGAUGCCCCAAAGAUGCCUGCUGCGCUGCGCCGUGCUCUGCGACGCGUGGAGUCAGCGGAACGCACACGGAAAGAGUGCCGCAAGCCGUGCUGGCAACAUUGGUGGAAGCACAUCGGCAUGCUAUCGAGACAAAGGCGUCUUGAUGCUGCUAGAAAUGAAUUGAUGCAAAGUCUCGACUAUGCGUCGCGCAUGCUGCUCAAAACUACACAAGCUGUAGAUGUGGCUUAUGGUGGCAUCAAAGUGAAUGCACUUCCCGAGAUUUCCGAAGCUUUUGUCAACCACCGUAUUGCUCCUUAUGCAUCUGUGCGUACGGUCAUACAGCAUUACAAGGACUUGCUCGUACCUUUAGCGAAGGAGUAUGGCUUUUCUCUUGUUGUGGAUCGGGACGAUUUGAACUUAUCACUCGAUAAGAGCACAGUGUCUGUGAACAUUAGCAAGACGGGACUCGGGUACGACUCGCAUCCUCCGUCGCCUUUUGAAGGGGAAAAGGCCGAGGCAUGGCGUCUUUUGUCCAGUGUCAUUCGUCAGACCUGGCACACGGACGAGCCGCGAAUUGAGCUGCGCUCCAUGGACGACGAGUCGGUGCCUGAGCAGCGUAAAUAUAACGAGCCUGUGCGUGUGGCUCCUUCCAUCAUGUUUGCCAACACAGAUACGCGUUGGUUCCACGACUUAACGAACAACAUCUUCCGCUUUGGCGCAACAUCGGUUCAUCCAGAUCUGACGGGUAUGUCACCUUAUUUAAACGUCCAUACGGUCAACGAGCACGUGUCCAUCGACUCCGUCGUGAAAGCGACGCAGUUUUACACGAACCUACUUGUAGCGGCAGAUCACGAACAGAUUGAAAGGGUAUAG